Molecule: messenger RNA, 1218 nt
Organism: Aspergillus affinis
Lineage: Eukaryota; Fungi; Ascomycota; Eurotiomycetes; Eurotiales; Aspergillaceae
Product: serine/threonine protein kinase
Exons: 2
Coding region: 1-1218 (405 amino acids)
Biological process (GO): protein phosphorylation; intracellular signal transduction; intracellular monoatomic cation homeostasis
Molecular function (GO): protein serine/threonine kinase activity; ATP binding
Source: RefSeq, a predicted model, not a curated record
AUGAUCCAACCAUACAAGGUCCCUCAUAGCCACCACCACGAGAUCGAUGCUCGCGAGCCCCAGCAUUCGUUUUCGCUCUUUCACGGAUUCAAUUUCCCUAGCAUCCUUAAGCGCCGCUGGCUUUUCAAAUCCGACGAUCCCAAUUCCCUCGAGCACUGCCCCCUGCUCCUCCCUCCACUGUCCUUCGCAGAGAAGUAUGGCAGUUGCCAGAAGAUCCUUCACUAUGGCACCAAGAGCUCCGUACGACUUUAUGCACGACCUGAUACUUCCUCAAUUCGAUCUCCUGCGCUCAGACAUCAACAGCAGGUCCUCCAACUUCACGUCGUGAAGAUCUUCCGUCAUUCAUCCAAUCCCUCGAUCAUCGCAGCCCAGCGAUUCGAACAAGCCCUCUCAUCGGCGAUCUCUCAUCCGAAUGUCUGUCGCACUCGCGAUGUUCUGCUCAACGAGCGCGGCGAGAUGUGCCAGGUUAUGGAUUACUGCGCCGGCGGAGACCUCAACAUGCUCAUCGCGACGUCGCCGCGUCGGGGUCUGGACGUUUGCGCCGCGAACUGUUUCUUCAAGCAGAUCAUCCGGGCGGUAGCAUUUUUGCAUGAGAAAGGCAUUGCACACUGCGAACUGAAGCCGGAAAAUGUAUUGUUGACUCCGAACGGGGCGGUGAAACUUGCGGAUUUUGGAAGUGCACAGUGGUUGGGGAUAAAGACGGCGACAGGAAGCAAAGAGGGUGAUGAGGAGGAGGAGGAGGAUGAGGAGGAGGAUGAAGAGAUGGACAGAGCAAUGCGUCCCUCUCGCUCCCAAUCACUGACUCUGUCUUUGUUUCCUCAAACUGCUCAGCCGCCGUUCUACUCGCCGCCGCGAAAAAUACUUGGCUCAAUCGCCUAUCUUCCGCCAGAGGAAUUCCGUCCCCAGCAUGGCAGGCCGGAUCGUCGAGUCGGCGAUGUAUGGGCAGCCGGUUUAAUGUACAUGGUUAUGAGAUGUGGUCGCUUACUCUGGCGAACGGCAUGCGAGAAUGAAGACGGCGGGUAUCGAUCCUAUCUACAUGGUCGUCAACAGGCCGAGGGAUACUUCCCCAUCGAGGAGCUGGGAGACGUUCGCUGUCGAAAUGUGGCUUAUGCGAUGCUGCAUCCUGAUCCCAGCCGGAGGAUUAAGACUGCUGAUGUGCUUCGGUCUGAGUGGUUGUACAAUGUGAGGCUUUGCGAAGCGGGAGAGAUGGGAUUGUAA